AUGCGCAGAACGCCAGAAGAAACAAAAGUAGAACAAGAAGCCCCCAGAGACUGUGGGAAGAAAAAAGAGCCGCUGAUCUUCAGCCUAGAAAACGUAUACGAGGGCGUACCUGUCUCGAUGAAAGGCACACUAAAAUCAGCCAUUAAGACAGCCUCUCACUCUCAGAAUAGCGCAGAUGCAUAUUUUAAUAAUGAUUGCUCCGGGGGCUCAAGUGUUUUAGAUAGAAAAUUAGACGGCACUGUGCCAUCUUUAGAAAGUAGCCAAGACAUUAAAAGUGCUAAUUUUGUGGAAUCUCUGGAGAUAUCUGCAUACGAAAAAAAGAGCACAGCACUGAUCAGACACAUCCUUACAUCCGCGCUGAACCUCGAGCUCAGAAACUUAGACACCCCACAAAAAAUAUCGCUCUCUUUCUCUGUGUUCUCUUCAAAAAGAUACCUGAUGGGAGUGGUAGCAGGCCUGAACGACCUUUUAAAGCAUCUCUCAAUCUCCACUGAGUACUAUCUUGAUGAAAAAACUGAAAAAACCCCGCAUGGCUCAGAGUCUUCUCAAGUGACCGUCAGUAAUUCCAAUGGUGAGACAAUAUACUCUAUUUGGAAAAACACUUUUCAGCCAUAG
Nematocida minor is the source of this 615-nucleotide messenger RNA. RefSeq lists its product as uncharacterized. The coding region runs from base 1 to 615 and encodes 204 amino acids. The record is from RefSeq and is a predicted model, not a curated record. Lineage: Eukaryota; Fungi; Microsporidia. The transcript has a single exon.